CGCACGCCACAGUCGGCAGUGCCACCGUGGGGUACAGAAAGUCUGCCACCGUCGCCCAUGGCCAGUGCCCGGCCACCGCUGGCUUGGCCACUGCGGCUCGCCGCCCAAUCCUGACCAAUGGGUUGCCUGCAGCGUCACGUUAAAUCCACCUGCAACCGUAGUUCUUCCUCCUCCCUCUGUCCUUAGCGCAGAAGCAUCACCCUGUCUUCUUCCUCGACGCCCCCUGCUCCUCUCUCUACCGAGCCCCCAUUCUCCACGACGUUUGGCAGCAGGGAGCCCUUCUCCCCCAGCAGGAGCAGAGCCUCCAUGGCGUCCGACCCCUCUCCUUUCUCCUCCCCGCUCGGAGCUCUGCCAUAGCGCACGCAAAUCCCUUCCCCCUCCAUUCCUAGGCGCAGGAACUUCUCCCCCACGCCGUCCAACUCCAGGCCGGAUCCAAUUCGCCCUAUCCCUGCUCGCCCAGAAUUUCUUGCCCCAAGUCCGGCAAUCCCCUCGCCGUGGAUUUCCUCGAGCUUGCCUCCCCAUGGCCGCCAACCAUCCUGCCCCUGCCCCUGGUGCGCUGGGCGCGUAGUGCUCUGACCUCGAUGGCCGACGGACUCUAGGCACCCGGAGCUCUAUCCGGUCUAGCUUCGAGCACCCUCUGCUCCAUUCCUUCACCAGCGCACCCUAUUCCAUUGAGCACAUGCCGCAGGGAAGGCCGUUUCCCCAUGGUGCUGCUCUCCGGCGAUGCCCCCAGGUCCGGCGACCCCUCUCCUCCAUGGUCGAGCUCCCAUGGUUCAGACGCCCCUUCCCCAUCGGAUCCAUGGCGCAGGGGAGCAACAGCUCUUCCUCCCCUAGCCUCCAUUUCCCUGCUCGGUUUUGUCUUUAACCUCUAGGCCACGACCUUCUCCCAUGGCGCGGGCCCUCCUCUAGUCCAGUGCGCGCAAGGAGAUCCUCCAAUGCCGCACCCAAGGUCCGCUCCAGCCUCCCCUUGUCUUGCGGAUAGCCAUGGCACCUGGGUCCCCUGCAUCUCCCUCAUCGCUCCUGCUCCCUAUGGCGUGCUGUAGCAGUGUCGAGCUAGUCCCAUCCUCCAUCUCGUCGAUGGCUCCCCUGCUGAUAUCCCCAUGGUCACUUGCCCCUGCGUUUCCCCUCAUGGCGCGCUCUGCGCACCGUUGCCGGCAUGCUCUACCUCGCUGUCCGCCCCAUCUGAAUCCGAGCAGCAGCUCGUGCAUCAGUUCCCCAAUACGUAGCCAUGGUGGUGCUCUACGCACCAUGCUAACCACAACAGCAAGCCCCAAGCCACUCUCCUCUUCACUCGGUCUGCUCGACGAAAUGCCCCUCAGUGCACGCUACUGCCCCCAUGCCGUGUCACUUGCGCGAGUGUUCGUCGAGAGCAGCCGUGUCGUCGAUCCAUGCAACCCCGACGUCUCCGCGUCUCGCUUCGCCGUCGAUCUGCACAGUCCCCGUCACAAUGCCGUCAAUCCGCGUCCUCCGUCGAUGUCGCGCCUCGUGCUAUGCCUAUGCGACGCAAUGCGAGCCGGUGGACAGCACAUGCGACUCAUCGAUCCGGCCAGGACCGAGAGAUGAUGAUCGUGCAAGUGAUGUGGUGCCAACCACAAGAUGCAGUUGGUGGACGACCUAAGGAAGGAUGGACAUGACCAGUGGAUGCUCGCCAAGCGAGUGCCACCCAGCAAACACUGUCUAAAAAUAAAGGCAAGCCCCGGUUAUAUGCAUAACCGUUUAUAUAUGCUAUUUUACUACACUUAAUGUUUGUAGGCUUGUACCGUGCACUUAAGUGUAGGAGUUGCCUGAAACCCUAGUUGCAUGAACUCAGGAUUCCUUUUGAGAUGGAUACUAGUAUGCUAGGUCGAGUAGCUGCUAUACUAAAUCAGGAUCUCGGUAGAAGUCGAGUGAUUUUUCUAGCACUUGCGCGAGGUCAGGAAUUGGUUGUAUCCAAUUUUGAUAACAGAAUGAUGAUGGUCUGUGGACACGGAUCCAUGGGGAUGCGUUGUCUAUGAGACAAAAUUGGAAUAAGGAUUAAUGUGCGGAUACCUGUGUCAAGCGUUUGAAUGUACUAAACACAUGUCGGGAAAAAUGGUAACCGGUAAACCUAGUACCUGAGUGAAGCCGGGCGCGGACUUUAUCCCUCAUGCGACCUGAGACUGGGUCUCCCAUUCUAGAUAUGGUGGGUACAAGUGCGGCCACUGCACGGCGGCGGUCGGGGUCAGUGGAGCAUUGUAUGCCAAGGCGGUGAGGCCUGGACGCGAACGGGGAAUCGAUGGGGACGGUUGACAUGUGUGGGGACGGAGUGCCCUGACAUGUCGUGUGUUUAGGUUUACCUUGCAAGGAUAAAACUCGAUUCGAAUCGUCUGCUUCUCGCAGCUAAUGAGACUGCUUGAUCCAUUGUACUGCAUUGAGUAAUAAGUGGAAAUGAGGUGAUUGGCAAAAAGAUGUUGAUUGAUAAAAUAUUUGAUACCAUGUAUGAAUAGCUAGGUACACAUCUAGUUAAAAGGAUCAUACUAAAACUUGAAAAGCUAAAACUUGAUUUUAGACUCAGCUAGUGCUUUUGGCAAACAAACCCCUCAGCCAAACAGCUGCAUGUCUAGAGGUAGAGGAGUAGACUCCUCACACCGGGUAAGUCUAGCUGAGUAUUAGUAUACUCAGCCUUGCUUGUGGCAUAAUUUUUGCAGGUACCUCCUUGAUUUGGUUGAUGGUGUGACUUGGCCUCCAUCCCUGCCACCGGGAUAGACGGUCGAGUGGGUUACUGCUUCCGCAGGAGAGGACCAGGAGGAGUAGCGUGGCCAGGCUUCGCCAUGAUACUCGGUUUUCUCCGUUAGUUAUUUCCGCUGCAUUAAAAUUUAUGGUUAUUAUUUUUGAAACUCCGAUAAUGUAACCACUAUUAAUACUUCUUAAAUUUGUGGUAUUAUGCU
Zea mays is the source of this 2906-nucleotide messenger RNA. RefSeq lists its product as uncharacterized. The coding region runs from base 985 to 1563 and encodes 192 amino acids. NCBI's taxonomy places the organism in Eukaryota, Viridiplantae, Streptophyta, Magnoliopsida, Poales, Poaceae. The record is from RefSeq and is a predicted model, not a curated record. The transcript has 3 exons.